This is a messenger RNA of Procambarus clarkii (red swamp crayfish), 4445 nucleotides long. The record is from RefSeq and is a predicted model, not a curated record. NCBI's taxonomy places the organism in Eukaryota, Metazoa, Arthropoda, Malacostraca, Decapoda, Cambaridae.
UUAAAUACAACAAACAAAACAUAAUAUAUAUUCAUAAUUUGAUAUAUUUUUGUAAGAUAUUAUUAUGCUCUUGAGGUACCACAAAUUAUUUUAAGCCAGGAGUGUCUGAAGUAAACACAUCUAGAAAGGUUCUCACCGGCGUCUCUAUUUUGGAUUGUAGGUAUAUGGUGGAGUGAGCGCAUUGGAUAUGGUGAGCCGGGUGGAUCAGAUCUAUCGUAGCAUUCUCCUAACAAAAUUUUUUGUGCGUGGCUGGGGCAAACCAGAAAAUCUUCGCAGACUUUUCGCUUUCCGGAAGAUCAUUUCUAAUCGUGAAAAAUGUCAACAGCUUGUAGACAAGAAUUAUCCAGUUACUAUAACAAAGGAAGUUACAAGUGGGGACCAUAUAGUUUGGGAAGCUGAAUUUAUCUCACCAUUUGUGGAUCACCUACCAGGUCUACUGCCUAAAGAAUCAGAGAAAGCCACCUUUCAGCUAGUGUUCCCUAAAGUAUGGCGCACCCACCUGAAGCCCACCUGCCUGCAUUUGGCAGGCACUGGAGACCAUGGGUUUUGGAGGAGGAAAAUGCUUAUGGGUAAACCACUCCUUGAUGACUCAGGAAUAGCAUCGGCCAUCCUCGAGAACCCAUUUUACGGUUGUCGGAAACCUAAGGACCAACUCCGUUCAAGCCUCCACAACGUUUCUGACUUAUUUGUGAUGGGUGGCUGCCUAAUUUUGGAGUCCCUGGCCAUAUUCCACUGGCUUGAACGAAUGGGCUUUGGACCACUUGGAAUUACUGGAAUAUCCAUGGGUGGUCAUAUGGCAUCUUUAGCAGCAACCAAUUGGCCUAAACCUCUGCCGUUGGUGCCUUGCUUGUCUUGGAGCACAGCAUCAGGAGUGUUCACUCAGAUGGCUUCAGCAGCUGCAACCAGUUGGCAUAAGCCUCUUGCAGUCGUCCCGUGUCUGUCGUGGACCACCGCAUCCCAGUGCUUCACUCAGGGUGUGCUCAGUGGAUCUAUCAACUGGGAGAUGCUCAAAAACCAGUAUUUUUCCAAUGAAGUAUUCAGAGAGGAGCUGUUUAAUAUGAUUCAGUCACCAGAAGGGCAUUUCCCAGUUUACCAUGAAGUGGGAUUGAAAUUUGCCCGGGACUUCCCAGGCAGCUUGUCCCAUGUGGAACGUCUGAUGGAAGAUCAGGGGCAAGAACAGAGAAGUGGCAAUGUUUGGGAUACUGGCAGUGACAAAAAUAUUAGAAAUGAGUGCAAUUUAAAACAUGAUACAAAAAGUACUCCAAGAAUAAUAAACAGUAGCAAAAUGCAGAGUACAAGUACAAACACAGUGUCUCAGUACUAUACAGACACAGUUCACAGUGUGGCUUCCAGUGGAGGCGGUGGUCCACUGGGUAUCAGCCUUUCUCUCCCGAGAUUUAACAUUUUGCAAAGUUUUGGUUUUUCAAAGUCAAAAAUCAAUAAGGAUCAGUCAUCACAAAAUAAGGAUGUUACCUCAAACAAUAUGGUUAUUGGUUCUAGAAAAAACAAAUCUAAAAUAUCUACACCAAUUCAUGAACUCUCACCUGUAGGGAUCAGACCCAAGAAAUCUGUGAACACAAAGACGGUAAAAUUUGAGCCCUAUGUGCGAGUGAAAGACACCCUAACGUGGGAGGCAGUGCAGUUCAUGCGUGGGGUCAUGGAUGAGUGUACACAUUUGGGUAACUUCAGCGUGCCAGUGGACCCCUCACUGGUGAUUAUUGUUGCUGCUGAAAAUGAUGGGUACAUGCCUCGUGAUGGAAUAAUACCUCUCACAGAAAUCUGGCCUGGAAGUGAGGUUAGAACUCUUCGCACUGGUCAUGUUACUGCCUAUCUUUUUAAUCAUCAAGUAUUUCGACAAGCUAUCAAAGAUUCAUUUGAUCGGGUUAUAGCAAAGUACUACAGUUGAAGACUACAGCAUCACCUGCAUUAAUUAUGGGAUUUACUCUUGUUAAAUAACUUGUAUUUCAUGUCUAAGAAAACUCAUUUUUAUAAAAUCACUUCACUGCCAUUUUGUCUUGAAAGACAAACAUUUUUAUACUUGUAAAGACUCGGUAAAUUUCUGUGUAUAUAACAGUUAGUAAUUGCCUUCUUGGCAGCCAAAAAUAGCCAUCUCAUUUUUAAGUACAGUAAGUAUAGACUAUGAUCCAUGCUUCAUGUCAUGGGGCUGUAGUAUGGCAUCUGAAGAUGAAAACAGUCCUAUGUGUGGGGUAUGGUAAAAAGCUUUUAAAUCUAGUGAAACUAACUGCCUUUGAGAUAACACACAUAAACCCUGAUUGUUAAUUUGAUAUUAAUUUCCUAUCUGUUAUUUAUCACUCAAAGUUGUUUUUAAAAUGUCGCUAUCAGUGAAAUGAUUGUACUGUAUCUCUUUACAUUUGUUUUCUUCAGACUAUUCCUAUGUAAUAUCAGUUAGUAGAUUAAAAUGCUGAAAUGUCAAGUGUUGAGUGGGAUCUAUAGUUCAUAGAAAGUACUGUAAUUCUUUGAGUUACUAAUGCAAUUGUAGUUUUGCUACUUUUAUACAAAAACCUAACUUUGAGCAUCCACAGUCACAUUGUCAUAUUUAGGAAGAUGCUCAUUGAGCAAACUAACCCUUAAGAGAUUUUGGGUCACUUUUUAUUAAUACCAAGCCUAGGAUAAUAUAUAUCCAUAGGUUGGAGAACUGGUAAGAGUAUGAUGGUUUUAGGUGAUGACAAAAGUUACCUGACUGGCUCAUUGAUUAUUACAGGAAAUUUAUACAAAUUUGUAUUUACAGCACAAUGACCAAAUGGCUUUGUUUUUAAAGCUUUAUUAUUUAUGCAGCUUUCCUAAAGGUGGUUAAUACAGUACUGUAUGAGGUAAUGUAGAGCUAUGAAUUUAAAUGCUUUUUUUAUAAGUAUUUACCAAAUCUCUGAUUAAAAUUUAUUAAGAGAUUUUAAAUGUGUGCUCUGUGUUAUUGAAUUGUUGUACUGUUUAAUGGUUUUAAGUACAGCAUAACCAAGGGUGUAGUAUAUGGAUAUUUGUGGAAAGAAUGUAUUGGAUGCAUUAACAAACUUUUUUUCACCUAGUCAAAUUUUCAGUAAUGUGAGUAGGCUGGUUCAAAAUAUCAGUUUCAAUUGUAUCCAGAUGUUUGAAAAAUAAUUGAAAUACUUAAUAAUAUAGGUGCAAUAACUACUCUGUUUUUACACUGAGCUUCUGACUUUAAUUCUAAUGUUAACUUCUUAAAUAAUUGAAGCAUUUAAAAAGACUGAAUGAUGAGUGAUGGGUUGGUAAACCAUUAUUUUGCUCAAUCAAAGUGUUACUUGUAAAUCCAGUUGUCAUCAUUAUCAUUCAUCAUCAUUAUUUCAUCAUAAUCAUUAUUAUUUCAACAUAAUCAUUAUUAUUUCAUCAUCAUCAUUAUUAUUUCAUCAUCAUUAUUUUUUCAGCAUUAUUAUUUCAUCUUCAUUAUUAUUUCCCCAAUUCCCACUUUCAUGGGGUUGGAUCCCAAUGAGUAUAACGCAAACUAUGAAUGUUUUGUUUUAAUUUGUAAUACCCUACAGUCUACAUUAAUACACUUAUACGAGUUACAAGCCACAGGCAUGAGCCUUGUUGUGUUCAAAGACUGUAGACAUGAGACAAAAAUAAAUCAUUCAAGUAUGUCUGUGAACGUGUGUGGUGUAUAUGAAGUGAAAGGCAAGAAGACACGUAACAUACACUGGGUGUUGUGAGAUAUUAUAAAACAUUCUUUCUUGAAUGUUACUUUGUGAUCUUUGUAUUCUAGAUACUAACCAAAACAUGUAUGCUUUGUGAAACAAUGAAAUUUUGUUUUCCAUGCAAAUAUAUUGUGUAUAUGAAAAAUUUGCAUAUAUUUUAUACCUGUUAAUUACCCAUUAUUCAUCCAAUGGCAAUAAUUAUAAAUUAGUUUUUAAUGAACUAGACCAAGGUAAGUGCAAAGUUGCUUACUCUUGAUGAAAGAUGAGAAUAUAUGUAAAGCACAUCGUCAAAUAUGCAGAUGACACUGAAGCUCUAUGAAUAAACUAGGAAGUAAAAAUGAUAUUGAGACCUUGCAAAAAAAUAGAUCUACAUGAACUCCACAAAUGAUUUGAAGACUGACAAAUACUUAUCAAUAUUGAAAAUGCAAGACUUUGCAUGUGGGAAAUAACAAUGUAAAUCAUGGCAUUGAAUUUCUUCAAAAUCCCCUUAAAUACUGAUGUGCUUAUUAUAGUGUACAGUAUUGUGCUAGAAUUAGGUAUCUGGAGCUUUGCAGUUACCUUACCCACUCUUGAUGAUGUCAUCAUAAUGCAUCCAAAAUUUGCCAAUGCAAGCUAAUGAUCAUAUACCCCUGAAUGACUAACUGCUCUGCGAGAUGAAUUUUAGUAUCUUUAGCUAGUACUGUAGUUUUUUGCUCACUUUAUCAUUAAGAAUUAUAUAUAUGGUAAUUCUUUGUAUAUAUUUUUAAUGAUAAAAAAAUGGAAUAAAACUUUAAUAAAUAC